Messenger RNA from Microtus ochrogaster (prairie vole), 648 nucleotides. It is a transcript of the gene Spmip9, whose product is annotated as sperm microtubule inner protein 9. The record is from RefSeq and is a predicted model, not a curated record. Gene Ontology annotation, cellular component: cytoplasm. NCBI's taxonomy places the organism in Eukaryota, Metazoa, Chordata, Mammalia, Rodentia, Cricetidae.
GAGUGGGUGUGUCAGUGAGACAGUGCCAACAGGACUCUCCAUACAGCAGGGACACCUGGGGUUGGAAGGACAGGAACACUGAGUCUUGUCAAAAGGUCCUUGGCCAUGGCACGUGUGGUGAACCCCAAAAAGAACUACGUGGACCUAGACAUAUACCAAAGUUCGUACAUGGUCGACUAUAAGCCCUUUGGAAAGCACAAAUACUCCAGAGUCACACCACAAGAGCAGGCCAAGCUUGCCACUCAGCUCCGGAACAAAGAGUUUUACCGGCCCAUGCCCAACCCCAACCCCAAGUUGGAAGAUGGGUACCCCGCCUUCAAAAGACCCUACAUGACUGCAAAAGACUUGGGAGUCCCUGGCUUCUUCCCACCACAGAAACGGGCAAUCCCUGUGAAGGAUGAGGGCAGGUUCACCAGCACCUGCCGUUUUGCAUACCCAGCUUCCCUGGCUCUGUAUCUGGCCCAGUGUGAGCCCUACUUGCUUCACCAGAGGUCAGACUUCCCGUGCCUCAUGGAGCCUGAGCGGCAGCCUGCUCCAGAACUGGGCAAAGGCCACCUUCUACUCCCUGGCUGUCCCUGUUCUUCUCAGCAGAGAGUCAAGGUCCCCAUCUUGAAUAGGUGGGGCCCCUUGAUGCCAUUUUACCAGUAG